Messenger RNA from Baudoinia panamericana UAMH 10762, 1050 nucleotides. RefSeq lists its product as uncharacterized. Gene Ontology annotation, molecular function: oxidoreductase activity, acting on NAD(P)H. The record is from RefSeq and is a predicted model, not a curated record. The transcript has 2 exons. Lineage: Eukaryota; Fungi; Ascomycota; Dothideomycetes; Mycosphaerellales; Teratosphaeriaceae. Bases 1 to 1050 code for a protein of 349 amino acids.
AUGAAGGAAGCCGUCAUUGCCAAAGGGCCCAAAGUCCAGAUUAUCGACUCAUCCAUCCCCACCCCCGGACCCGACCAAGUCGUCACCAAGGUCAUCUUCAGCGGCAGCAACCCCAAAGACUGGAAGCGGCCCGAGUAUGCAGGCGACAAACCCCCCAUCAACCAAGGCGACGACAUUUCAGGUAUCGUUCAUGCCGUCGGCGAUAACGUGUCCGAGUUCCGACCGGGUGAUCGCGUGGCCGCCUUCCACGAGAUGGGGGCGCCGGGUGGGAGCUAUGCCGAGUACGCACUAAGCGAGAAGCACACUACCUUCUAUCUACCGAAGAAAACGAGCUUUCAAGAAGGCGCAGCCAUCCCUCUCGCCGCCAUGACAGCAGCCCUAGCCCUCUUCUACCGCCUUGCCCUCCCCAAACCCGACACCCCGCGCCUCGACUCCUCCCCACCCCUGCCCCUCGUCAUCUACGGCGCCUCCUCCGCCGUCGGCAGCUACGCCAUCCAGCUCGCCCAACGCGCCAACAUCCACCCCCUCAUCUGCAUCGCCGGCCGCGCACAACAGCACGUCCGAUCCCUCAUCACGCCCGCCAAAGGCGACACCAUCGUCGAUUACCGGCAGGACUCUGAAGCCGUCGUGGAAGGGAUACGAAACGCGUUGCCGAAGGGAACGAAGUUGGAGUACGCCUUCGACGCCGUCUCGGAAAAGGGCAGUUACCUCAAUAUCUGCAAAGUCCUCGACCCGCAGACCGGCAAGAUCACGCUCGUGCUCCCCGGGAAGAAGUACGAAGAGAUCCCCGAUACCAUCCAGCAGACUCUCACGCGUGUGGGCGACGUGCACGCGGCGUAUGGCGAUGAUUUGCGGGAUUUCGGGUAUAUCUGGUUCCGGUACAUAUCGAGAGGAUUGGAGGAGGGUUGGUUCAAGCCGCAGCCGCAGGAGGUGGUGCCCGGUGGGUUGGAGGGGGUGGAGACGGGACUGAGGAAUUUGAAGGAGGGGAGGGCGAGUGCGGUCAAGUAUGUUUUUGAGGUUGGGAAGACGCCGGGGGUCAGUGGAGCGUGA